CGUCGGGUCAGUGGUGAAGAUCGAGCGUACGCACAGUUCAAACCCCGAAACAGGGACAUGAAUGCGUGACCACGGUUGUUUCUGUUUGCUUCAUCCAACGCUGGCACGUCUUUUGUUUGCUCGUUUUUCCUCUCAACAAAGAGCAAAAGGAAGAGAGAGGACCAAGCCGUUGCCCAAUUCAUCGGUUGCGAGGGCAAGAGGCAAGUAGGAAGAACGAGAGAAGGACCGACUUUCAUCCAAGACGCGAUCCUUCUCCACUCUACUACGCCGAAUCGAGCGAGCGCAGAGGGCGUCUCAAAUCUUCGACACCUCAACCAGAAUAGAAGGGAAUGUGCGAAGGCCGCGCUGUAGGAAAAGCCGAUAUCCUGCAGUCCCUGGUGUAGUCGCUUGUGCCUCAAUCAUGACCGCAUCGUCAUCGAAUCCUGCGUCGCAGCCCGCCAUUGCGCCUCAGCUCGAGGAGAAGAUCGAGGCGGUGCGGAGCGAGAAGCUGCUGGCUGAUGCAGAGCGGCGGAGGAUCGCAGUCCGCGCCAAAAAUGAGAAAGCUAGGCGAAUGGUGCGACGGCUCGAGAGCUGCGAUGGGAACAUUGCCGAUCUGCUUUCACAGGCAUCCGAUUGCCUCCGCACGCUCGUCGAUGCGACGGCGCAUGAGUCGGCCUAUGCUGCCCAUGCCGACGUAAGGAGCUACAACGAAAGCGAGGAUGAGCUUCGCAAGACGUUUGAGCUUCGCGCUCAACAGUGGUUCGCUACGCUUCACGAGGUUCAGCUCGGGCUUCGGUCUGCCGUUCGCAACCUCCGAAAGGCGCAGAUGGAGCCAACGCAGAGGGAUAUCUCUGCCGCCGCUGGCGGUCCCGCCUCGUCUUCCUCGUCAUCAUCUUCCGUGCCUGCCUCGCCCGCGCUCAACCACGUUGGAAAGGCCGAACGAGGCCAUGGGCUCGGCAUACACACCACCGAAGCAAGCCUGUCAGAGUCCUCUUCCUCGUCGCGCUCCUCGCUCCUCGACGCCUUUGUCGAUGUCGGCCUUAAAGGCCCGGAUCUCAUCGCUGAGGACAAGAAGGCAACCAAGUCGUCGUUGUUGCAUGACACGAAGCUUUCCCUCUCGGCGUUGCGCAUGCAGGAGCACAGCUGGCAGCAGCUCGCAGAGGCCCUGGGCGAGAUUGCAGAGAGGCGCCAGGCUGGCUCGCGGUCCAGUAAAGGAUCGCAACGGGCCACCUCUCUUCCUAAAAUGAGCCAGGGUCAGAAGGAGCGCGUGCGCAGUCUGGCAAACGAUCUUGUGGCCGCAAAGGACAGCCAAGACUCGCGGCUGAUGUCGGCCUUGCUCCAGAUGGGCAUUGGUCCUACGGACGACGUCGGCACCAUGGCAGACUCGAUGAGGGCAGAUAGCGGUCGGGCCUGAGCCGCAUCAAAAUUCGCUCAGAUCAUCAGCAUACACAUCCUAAUAAGCACCAUCUAUACAUCUCUCUUUCUCAGCACACAUUACAGCCCAGUAUCUAUCUUCUCCUUGUACCUUCGGCAUCACUCUUUUUUCAUAGCUCUCACAUAAACAUCCUUAUUUCUGCUACA
Messenger RNA from Acaromyces ingoldii, 1560 nucleotides. RefSeq lists its product as hypothetical. The record is from RefSeq and is a predicted model, not a curated record. Gene Ontology annotation, cellular component: mediator complex. The transcript is spliced from 2 exons. Gene Ontology annotation, molecular function: transcription coregulator activity. NCBI's taxonomy places the organism in Eukaryota, Fungi, Basidiomycota, Exobasidiomycetes, Exobasidiales, Cryptobasidiaceae. Gene Ontology annotation, biological process: regulation of transcription by RNA polymerase II. The coding region runs from base 401 to 1393 and encodes 330 amino acids.